Molecule: messenger RNA, 3853 nt
Organism: Trichogramma pretiosum
Lineage: Eukaryota; Metazoa; Arthropoda; Insecta; Hymenoptera; Trichogrammatidae
Gene: Klp67A
Product: kinesin-like protein KIF18A
Exons: 4
Coding region: 393-3089 (898 amino acids)
Biological process (GO): microtubule-based movement
Molecular function (GO): microtubule motor activity; ATP binding; microtubule binding
Source: RefSeq, a predicted model, not a curated record
GCGUCGAUGCGUCAUUGACUUGAAUUUGAAUUUGUCUUAUGUUUGUCGGAUUGCAACUAUCCCGCCAACGGUCGCUUGUGCACUCGCGCUCGGUAGACUACGCCGGGGAUACAAUUGUAUAUGUUUUGCCGCGAUACUUUCUCCUAAUUCUAUAUAGCGUGUAAAAAAUCAACAAACGUACAUCGUUCAAGAUCCAUCAUCAUUCUCGAAAUUGAAACAAUAACCAACUGGCCUGUUCAGUGAUCACGCACAUCCUUGACAGUGUCAAUACAAUGCCUCCACUUUGAAGAUUAUGCUAAUUUGCUAUUGUCCAAGUGCUGUGAUCUCGCAUGUUGCAGGAUGCUUUCGAGUAUACCCAGAAGGGCUUCAACAUCAAAUAAAUCUGAAUCAAGAUGGUAUUCAAUAAACGAGAUUUAAACAAGGCUUUUUCGCCUAGUAAAAUGAAAAAAUUUGGGAAACGAAGAUCUGCUGGAUUAGUAGUAAAACCUAGUACCAGUGGAAGUACAUCUGCUGUGCGCAGCGAAGCUGCUCAAACGAACAUAAAAGUUAUUGUUCGUGUAAGACCGCACAAUGAAAAAGAAUCACAAGAUAAUUUUAAAACCGUAGUGAAAAUCAUAGAUGACAGAAUGCUUGUUUUCGAUCCUAAAGAAGAAGAAAAUCCCUUCUUUUAUCGAGGUGUUGUACAAAAAGGUCGUGACUUACUUAAAAAGCAAAAUAAAGAAUUGCAGUUUGUAUUCGAUAAAGUUUUUGAUAUGAGUACAUCUAAUUUAGAUGUAUUUGAAGGUAGUACAAAAGAACUCAUUACUAGUUUAUUGGAUGGCUACAAUUGCUCUGUAUUUGCAUAUGGAGCUACCGGAGCUGGAAAAACUCAUACUAUGCUUGGCAAAGAAGGUGAUCCUGGUAUAACUUAUCGUACAAUGGCUGAAUUAUUUGCUGAAAUGGAACUACAAAAGGAUGCAAAAGAUUUUAAUUUAGGUGUUUCUUACUUGGAAAUUUAUAAUGAAAAUGUUCAGGAUUUGUUACACAAAGUUGGACCACUACAUUUACGAGAAGAUGGCAGAGCUGGAGUUGUCGUUGCUGGUUUGAAAAUUAUCAGUAUUCAUAAUGCAGAUGAAUUACUAUCCCUCCUUGCGAAAGGUAAUAAAAAUCGGACUCAACAUGCUACAGAUGCUAAUCAAGAAAGUAGUAGAAGUCAUGCUGUUUUCCAAGUUUACAUAAACAUAUCCAGCAAAAUUGAUGGUCAAGUGAAACAUGUCAAAUUAUCUAUGAUUGAUUUGGCUGGAUCUGAAAGAGCUUCUGCAACAGGAUGCAAAGGAGCACGAUUUAAAGAAGGAGCUAACAUUAAUAAAUCACUUUUAGCUCUAGGAAACUGUAUUAACAAUUUAGCCGAUGGAAUUAAGCACAUUCCUUACAGAGAUUCAAAAUUAACAAGACUCUUAAAAGAUUCUCUAGGAGGAAAUUGCCAAACAGUUAUGAUUGCAAAUAUUAGUCCAUCUAGUGCAAGUUUUGAAGAUACAUAUAAUACACUAAGAUAUGCUAACAGAGCUAAAAAAAUCAAAACCAGCGUUAAAAAAAAUAUUGUUUCUUGUCAAAUGCACGUUACAGGAUACAUUAAAAUGGUUGAAGAUCAAAAGAGGGAAAUAGAAACCUUAAAACAAAAACUAAUAGCAUACGAAAAGGGAACUUUAACUGCUACUGGAGAAAAAUCAAAUGCAAAUAAUGAAGAACAAGCUAGAGAUCUCACCGAAUUUAAUAAUAGACUGACAGAACUUUAUAACAAAAAACGAAUAAUUAAUGAAAAAAUAUUAUCUUUAGAAAGUUCGGAUAAAAUUUUGUAUUGCAGAAUCCUUUAUAAAAAAGCUGCUGAUCAGAGGCUUCAUAAUUUAACAACUACAGUAGAAAUACAUCCACAAGAUGAGCAAAAUGCUAGUGGUAAAUCAAGAGUCAAUAAAUCAUUGCAAUAUUUCAAACGUCAAAGAGAAGGUAUAAAGGUUCAAAUAAAAUCAAUGUGGGAUGAUCUAUGCAAAAUUGAAGAAGAUCUUAUUGAAGUUAUUUUGAAAAUUAAAUCCAAAAACUUAUAUGAAAAGUUGGAAGAUAAAAUAAAUUUCUUGAACUCUGAAGUUGAAACAUUAAGAAUGCAACAACAGUUUGAACAUGCCAAAAAAAUAAGUAGUCUACAACAAUGUGAAAUGGAAUCUGUAUCUACAAUAGUAAAAAUGAUGAGUUCUACAUUACAGACUUAUUACAAUUUGAUGCGUGGUGGAGGUACAAUAACAGAAAAACUAAAACAAGAGUUCAAGCAUUUAGUGAAAUCUUUGGAAGGGAUUAAAAAUAUCAAAUGGUCUGAUAUGAACAUGAACAAGCAAGAAGAAGAUUUUUACAGCACCACAUGCCUCAGUGUGCAAGAUCUUGAAAAUCCAAGCAGAACUAAAAUGAUAGAUUUGCUCGAAAUUGAUUCUGAAGAUGAAGAAUUACGAGUUAUUUCGCCUAAAAAACAACUUCAGAUGACAUUUGAUUGCACACCAACAAAAUUCAGCAGUCCAAUACCUGCUACAUCUGAUGUACUUAAUGGAACGAUUACUCUUGCUGCUGAUCCCGUUGCAGUGAUAGAAGAUGUUAAUGCAGAUGACGUUCCGGCUGAACCAAAACAAUUGAACAGUACAUUUUGUCUCCCAGAAACCAAAAGCAGGAAAAGGGUACUAUCCGACAGCAAAAAUCAGGUAAACUCUAGAACACCACCCAAAGUUGCUAAACGAAUUUCGCCCAAAAAUAAAACUGACGUAAAUGGAACAAUACAGAAUGGCAAGGAAAAUAAUAAAGAAGUCCAGAAAACGACAAUGACUGCUAAAAGUAUAGCUAUCUUGAAUAAAUUGAAGGCAGACAGAAUGAAACCUCCAAUAAACCCACCAACGUUCAAUGGGGAUAUCUCGGAAGUAAGUUUAAAAGCUGUAAGGAACAAAGAGAGAAGAGGACUUACAUCUACUCAUCCUUAUCAAAAACCAAAUCUUCAUAGGGGGACAGCAAAGUUAAAUAACGCCGGCCCUACCAUCGUCUCGAGUGCCAUGGUAAAAAAAGGAAAGACUUCUUGAGAGUACAUCUCAAAUUUGUAAAGAGCAAUUACGUGUAUAUAUCUUUCAAUUAUCACAUUUUUUCGGUUAGUUUGGAAAACCAUUUUAGGUAUGAAGCCUUUGAGUUUGAUGUUUCACCUUUCAAAAAGGCAUAGGCUGUGGUGCAUUUGAUCAUGACAGUAGCUUACAUCAUCUUUACGAAAACAUAAUAAUUAUACCUCGAUGUUUUCUACGAUAAUUUUUUAUGUUUUUUUUUUGUAUGAAAUACUACUACCGAUAUUCUUAGUGAUUAUUAACGAAAACACUUUUUUACAUUAAUAAUUUUCAUUUAGCUAAGUUUAUAAUUAGCAUUCUCCGAAAAUGACUGAAAAUUUUUACGAAAUUGACGUCAAAAUAAUGUAGCUUCUACCUGUAACUUCGAAUACACAACUGAAUCGACUGAAGUACUUUAAAAAAUACUACAAAACAAACGAGGUAUUAUUUCAUAAAACGAAUAGCAAUAAGUUAUUAUUUGAGUUGCUUCGUCUUUUCUUAAUUAUUGUUGAUACGAAUAUACUAAUUAAUAAUAUGGUUAAUAAUUGGCGAAUUAAUGAUAGAGAUUUUUUAUUAUAUAUAGAUCUGAUUGAUUUUUACGAUAUUUACUUGGACAAGUUUUACAUAUAAACUGUAGAAAGCACUUAAGAUUAUAAUUAAUAUUAAAGAUAUAUGUAGUAUUUAUAAGAAAAUAAAAAAAUGGUUGUGUAAGUCUCAAUGUACGUAAUUUGAGAUAUGUAUCAUAAGGAUUA